UAAUAAAAAGCGUACUGCAAAAACCGAGCACUGACAGAAACUGUAGUGACGCCGGCUGACUGAGUGGAACGGUUCGAUUUCAUUUUUAUUUUGUAAAGACGCGUUACCGUUAAAGAAAUCUCAUUUAUUUGAAUUAAAAUUUAAUUCCCGUAUUAAAUACUGUUCAGUCAAAAUUAUUACCGCAAAGAUACAACAACUAAAAUCAGCUGGCGUCGAAUUCUUGCAUACAGAAAUAAUUUUUUAUAUAUAAAUAAAAAUGAUAAAUAUGGAUAUAAGUGUUACCCCAAACUAUUCCUACAUUUUCGAUUUCGAAAAUGAUUUUAUACAUCAACGCACACGAAAGUGGAUGGUAGAAAACUGGACAUGGGUGUUCUACUAUUGUGGCAUUUAUAUGCUAGUGAUAUUUGGUGGACAGCAUUUUAUGCAAAAUAGGCCGAGAUUUCAAUUGCGUGGUCCUCUUAUAAUAUGGAACACGAUGCUGGCCAUGUUUAGUAUUAUGGGCGCGUUUAGAACAGCUCCAGAACUCUUACACGUACUGCGCCAUUAUGGACUAUUUCAUUCCGUAUGCGUUCCUAGUUAUAUUGAACAGGAUCGCGUAUGUGGUUUCUGGACUUGGCUCUUUGUACUUUCCAAACUGCCUGAACUUGGUGAUACAAUUUUCAUAGUAUUACGCAAACAACCAUUGAUAUUCCUACACUGGUAUCAUCACAUCACUGUACUCAUCUAUUCAUGGUUCUCAUACACUGAAUACACAUCAUCCGCUCGCUGGUUCAUUGUGAUGAAUUAUUGUGUACAUUCCGUUAUGUACACGUACUAUGCACUUAAAGCAGCACGCUUCAACCCACCACGUUUUAUCGCUAUGAUCAUAACAUCACUACAGUUGACACAAAUGAUAGUUGGCUGUGCUAUAAACAUAUGGGCGAACGGUUUCCUAAAAACACACGGUCCACAAUCAUGUAAUAUCUCACAAACUAACAUCAAUCUUUCGAUUGCAAUGUACUUCAGUUACUUUGUGCUAUUCGCACGAUUCUUCUAUAAAACAUAUUUGUCCACGGACGGCAAGAAGAGCCGUCGCAUGGCAGCAUCAUUAGCGGCACAAAACACAGCCAAACUAUCAUCUACAGCUACCUCUUCAAUAGAUCGCUCCACACUGACGUUACCCACUGCAAAUGGCGGCGGAGAUGUACUUUUGCACAAAUCAAAAGUGCAAUAGAAAAUUUUGGGGAAUAAGAGAACAAAUGGGGGGCGAACUAUCAAUAUAUGGGAUAAAAAAAAAA
Teleopsis dalmanni is the source of this 1277-nucleotide messenger RNA. RefSeq names its product elongation of very long chain fatty acids protein 6 (gene Baldspot). The coding region runs from base 257 to 1213 and encodes 318 amino acids. Gene Ontology annotation, molecular function: fatty acid elongase activity. Gene Ontology annotation, cellular component: endoplasmic reticulum membrane. Lineage: Eukaryota; Metazoa; Arthropoda; Insecta; Diptera; Diopsidae. The transcript has 4 exons. Gene Ontology annotation, biological process: fatty acid elongation, polyunsaturated fatty acid; fatty acid elongation, monounsaturated fatty acid; sphingolipid biosynthetic process. The record is from RefSeq and is a predicted model, not a curated record.